Molecule: messenger RNA, 3132 nt
Organism: Ectocarpus sp. CCAP 1310/34
Lineage: Eukaryota; Phaeophyceae; Ectocarpales; Ectocarpaceae
Source: the annotation of a GenBank genome assembly
AUGGCAUUUGCGCGGCAAAAGUCCAUGAAAUGUUUCCUGCGUCAUGACCAACUUGGCUGCAGAUCGAGACGUCCCUGGCGGACACUCUUCGAACGCACUCUCGGAUCGUUGCCAUACGGCGCCGUCCUGAGCCUGGCGAGAGAAAAUGGAGAGGAUGACAUUCAAGCCUCGACGACAACGGCGGCGGCGGGCAAAGUUGUGUGGGCGAGCGAGGGGUUUGAGAAGCUGGCUGGCGUUGACGCUUUCGAUGUCGUCGGGCAGGAGGUCGGCUUCUUGUUCGAGGUAGGAGGUAACGAGGAGGAUGACGAAGGCGAGGAAGCAGGAGAGCUGAAGCGGAGCUUGGAACUUGGACAGGGUUGCACGCUGUGGAUGACGAUGGGGGAACAGCGGGAUGGCUUGACCAACGUGCUCUGCGUGCACCAACCGGUGACGGUGCCACCUCAGCUAAGCGAAGAGGGGAGGUACUCGGUUCUGCUUUUCUUUGAUACGGCCUCCGUCCUACUUGAGAACCCACGAAGACAAGCAACAGAAGAGCAAGGAGAAGGGGGCGAGAUUGGUGGGAAACAAGCAGACUCACUCUACCUAAAAGGGAAAGACCAAGACCGUGAGCAAUACCGACAACGGACUUGCUACAGCCUGUCGAGGGCGAUGGCACUUCUCUUGGCUGACAACGUCGCCGUUGACAUCGCCAACGGUCUUUUGAAGGAGGCCUACGUUUCUUUCGAAGGGAACAACGAUACCGACUAUCAGAGCGAAACCCUUACCCCAAGCAGUGAUGACAGGAGCGCACGCAUCGUCCACGAAAUAAGAAGGCUAGGGAGCAAAGAGGUUGGGGGAGAAGCCGGCGACGUAUAUUUGGGCGGGCAGCGGGGGAAUGGUGAAGUCAGGGGUCCGACUAGCCAGGAACAACGCUCUUUGUUGCAAUCGAAACGAUCGGGGACGACCUACUGCUCUGAUGAUGUGUCCAGAUACCCGACAGAGGAACGAGAAGGGAAAUACCUGAGAGGAGAUCUACUCAUGGAUAGCGGCAUCGUGGACGAGCAGCAGCACGGCGCCAGUCACAUCGAAGACCAACUCAUCUGUAGCGGCCAGCCGGUGAACGGCCGUGGUAGCAGAAGCGGAGACGACGACGAGGAGGAGGAAGGACGUACAAGUGGGAACAUUAGACGAAUACAACAACACCGACAACAACUACCUAAAUCAUUUCCUGCGUUCUCUGCGGCAACAGAAAGUUGCGGAGCGGCGGAAUACUCGUCGGGCGACGAGACUAGCACAGAACCAAGGGACGAUUUGCUGGGGUCUCCUGGUCGUGAAGGGGCAACGGCGGAAGCAACGGCGUCACCGGCAGAGCCAAAGCUAUUUGAUGGCGGAGAUGAGCGAAUCGAUGGGGAAUUCAACAACAACGUCCACCAUGGGGGCCUUAGCAACGGCGGUGGCAAUAGCAGCUUCGAUCGAAGCUUUCUUUCGCCAAGUAGUCGGCCUCCAAUGGCCGGCUCUCGAAUAAGCUUGGAUCGUACUCAAGAGAGCGAGGAGGAGGCCGGCACUGACACAACGACGGUGCAGAGGGAAGGCAGCGACGACCCGUACGAGGACGAUUUCUGUUGUGAUGAAGAGGACGAGUCCCUAUCCUUGUCUCUGCCUCGGCCGGCGCAGGAAGAAGGGAGAGUCACUGGCAAAUACAUCAGCAGCGACAUCACCAUCAACAAUGGUCCCGUUGUCGGCGGACACCGUGGUGUCGACGAUGGUUUUGACGUCAAGGGUCACUGGCAAGGUGACAAGGAUGAUGCCUAUUCGUCAUCGUCCUCGGAUGACGUAUACAGCGGCACGGUAGCGGGUGGGCUUCAGAUUAACCUGCACGGUGGUGGUGUCGACGGGGUGGAGAGCGAGCGCGAUGAUAACGACGAGCUGACAUGGGAGGGCUCUCCGGAAGGAUCGAGCGCACACUAUAGUUACCACAACCCAUGUCAGGAAGGUCAAGAAAUAAGUGUAGAUGGCGAUGCUACAGGUCUAAGUGCCGUUACUGAUUUUCGGGGUGGCACGGACGGCAGUAGUGCCACCAAUGGUGUUUCUCAUCGAGACAAACCACCAUGAGCUGCUCAUGCCGACGAUAGUGAAAAUUUGUUUUUUUAGUGAGAUGUUCGGUCGCAUGUACAAGUAGAACGGUUGCACGUGAAGACUUGUCAUACAGAUCGUCAUGGUAUCAAGAAGCGGCGAGUGUUAGUUUUUCGAGCAUUGCAUAAGGAGCGUCGGUUUGUAGCCAAGACACUAGAGUGCACUCCUCUUUCGUAAACAGGUGGUUACGGUACGCUCCCCCUUCGUAAACAGAGAAACAUAUUAUUCUGAUGCCAUUUUGGGAUACGUGUGACUUACUAAAUGCGGAAACCACCUGAUAAAGCUCAGGGGCAACAAGUGAAUGUCAUCAGCCAGGCCGCCGCCCCUCUCCGUACACCUUGCAUAUAGACUAUUGUAUGUUUGCUAGAAGAACUGGUUCAACUCAUUGUGCUCUUCUUUCUCAAAUGACUUGCCUUUUGGAUGUAGUGGUAACGCGUCUCCAAUACCUCCAAGGAAGAGUUAUUUCGAGCUUAGAAAUUCCUCGCAGGGGGGGAUGGGUAUUCCCCCCGCUUGUGACGAAUGGUACUGUAGUCUGUCGUAGACUGAAGUCGCCCCUGAUUGUUCGCACAGGCGCGUAGACUAAAUCCAAACAUUAAGAUAAUACGUAAAAUACUCAUUCAACCUUUUGUCAGAAAGAGAUGAUCCUCACCUCACCCCUCGCCGACCUUGCGUGUUUGACAUCGUCUGUCAAAAAACAUUGAAUAAUAACAGACAGAGACAAACCGCGGCGUAGAGGUGACGAAUCCGCUCUUCCAGGCAAGGUUAUAUCUCUCUUUCAAUCAGGAUAGAUAUCUCUCACCUUAGCACAGAUCAUAAGCAAUGUCUGUAGAGAACGACCAUGCAGAACAAUCAAGCAGUGGUGGUACGACUUCAAGCGGUGAUUGGCGACGUCCAACAGCAGUCACAAGGUUCCUCACAAGCUCCGUAAUCAGCGUAUCAGGUUCAGCACUCACAAGGGUUGGCAGUUGGUCCGGUACAAAGAUAGGGAUAUGACUCAGUUGCUCUCGCGUGAUCGGCGGU